Molecule: messenger RNA, 221 nt
Organism: Racocetra fulgida
Lineage: Eukaryota; Fungi; Glomeromycota; Glomeromycetes; Diversisporales; Gigasporaceae
Source: the annotation of a GenBank genome assembly
AUGGUAGUGAAGAACAUCUUAUAUUUGAUUAUGAUAAAGUUACAGAGAAAGAUACAAAUAAUGUUGGUAAUUAUGUUUAUUUGAGUGAUGAAGGCAUGGAUACUAACACAUUAACAAAUAGCGAAGUUGAAAAUAUAGAAACUUAUUUUGAAAAUGAAAGAAAUGAAGAAACUAGAAUUAAUAUUAGAGAAUAUGAAGACGAUCAUUAUGAAAUAGAGGAG